Molecule: messenger RNA, 1765 nt
Organism: Myxocyprinus asiaticus (Chinese sucker)
Lineage: Eukaryota; Metazoa; Chordata; Actinopteri; Cypriniformes; Catostomidae
Product: dual specificity protein phosphatase 10-like
Exons: 3
Coding region: 130-1338 (402 amino acids)
Biological process (GO): negative regulation of JUN kinase activity; protein dephosphorylation
Cellular component (GO): cytosol; cytoplasm
Molecular function (GO): protein tyrosine/threonine phosphatase activity; MAP kinase tyrosine/serine/threonine phosphatase activity
Source: RefSeq, a predicted model, not a curated record
UCAUCUGCCCCUCUCAGAGCACUCCAGAGUUGCGUCAGUGGCUGCAAUCCCAAAGCAAGUCAGACUGGCAGCUCCACAUGCAGCUACUGCAGUAGUGACCCCAUUGUAGUGACUUUUAACCCACACAGAAUGAAUCCUCCCAAUACAGGUUGUAAUAUCGGUGGACGUACCAUGGGAGGAUACCACCAGCCUGAUGAUGAUGACUUCAGUGUACGCACAAUCUGGCCGGAGGAGCUAGCGAAGAAGAUGACUCGCUCUAAAACCCAACCUAACCACAACAGUGCAGGGAUUGGGAUGGGCUCAGGAAGGGCCUGCAUGGGCCAAAAUCAGAGUAGUGGCAAUGGCACCAACCCUGUAAUCCUUGACUGCCGGAACCUCAUGGAAUUCACUCGUUCUCACCUGACAGAUCAGGCAGGACGACGGAGGCUCCAGCAAGGCAAGAUGGCAGUGUUGGACUUCAUCGGAUCAGGGAACAGUGGGGACCAGGGAAGAGAUUCCCUAAAGAGGCUUUGGAAGAAAAGGGGAGAUGCUUGCAUGGGGGAUGGCAAUGGAUUUGACGAAAUACCUCUGCAAUCCCCUUCCCUGCGCUCUCCCUCACCAGAUUCCCCUCCCUCUUUCUCACCUCCACCCUCUGCCACCAGUACCCUCAUUAAGCCAAAACCAAAGCAGAGAGAGAGAGAGGGUGGACACACCUUACCUUCUGCACAAUCACUCCACUUGGUCCUCAACUCGCUCAACCGAGAACAAGAUGUGGAAAAUGGACGAGUGCACCUUUCCCUCCCCCUCUCCUCCUCCCUCCCAGCGUCACUGUCCGAUGAGAGUGUGAUGACCCCGGAUGUGGAGAACGCUGUGAUCAGCGCCAUUCUUCCUUUCCUUUAUCUGGGCAAUGAAAGAGAUGCACAGGAUUUAGACCUACUUCUUCGGCUCAACAUUGGUUAUGUGGUCAAUGUCACCUCCCAUCUUCCCCUCUACCACCUGGACACUGGCUUGGUGCGUUACAAAAGGCUUCCUGCUACUGACAACAGCAAACAGAACCUGCGGCAGUACUUUGAGGAGGUUUUUGAGUUUAUCGAGGAGGCUCACCAGUGUGGACGGGGUGUUCUUGUUCACUGCCAAGCAGGAGUGUCCCGCUCAGUGACUAUUGUCAUUGCUUACCUGAUGAAGCACACCCUCAUGACCAUGACCGAUGCUUAUAAAUAUGUGCGGGGUCGGCGGCCAGUAGUUUCCCCCAACCUCAACUUCAUGGGCCAGCUGCUAGAGUUUGAGAGGGACCUCAACUCUGGGGUAACACCUCGUAUCCUCACCCCCAAACUGAGUGGCCUAGAAACACAAGUUUAAAAGAUUCAGGCUGAAAAGUGGAGAAGAAAACAGUGAAAGAGAUGGAAGAUGAAAAUUAAAGGGAUAGUUCAACCAGUAUUGAAAAUUCUGUCAUCAUUUACUCACUUGUGUUGUUUUCGGACUUGUAUGACUUUCUUUUUCUCGUGAAACACAACAGAUGUAAGGCAGAAAGUCAUAUGGGUUUGGAACAUGAGGGUCAGUAAAUAAUGACAGAAUUUUGCACAAAAAGAAAAGGAUGGCUAGAAUAUAAAGUUAAGACUAAAGAUGUUUAACAAGGGCAUAACAGAGUUAAGCCCAAAGUAUACUUCGAUUUUGACGCGAACGCUCAGCGUCUGCAUACGUUAAUGUAUACUCCAUUUGGCAAUUGGCACAUGUGCGCCACGACUGCUAUGAGACGCCGGACAAUUUUUCUUCAGGAGUUUAGACC